AUGUGGCCCUUUGGCAGCUCCUAUCCUGAGCGCACGCCUGAAGAUGUGGAUGGGAAGAUAUACGACUAUGUGAUUGUCGGAGGUGGCGCCGCUGGCUGUGUCUUGGCCUCGCGCCUCUCUGAGGAUCCGACAGUAUCUGUGCUGCUCCUUGAAAAGGGCUUUGUCAAAGACAAUCUCUUUAGUCGCAUCCCGCUGCUCUCCCAGAAUCCCAUGAUGUCUGGGUUACAGGUCGUGAAGCAUUUGAAUCAGAUGCCCUCGGCAUUGAACCGAAAGCUAUCUCUCUUCUGGGCAGAGGCGCUCGGAGGCUCAACCCGCAUCAACGCCAUGCUGCUGACUCGAGGUCCACCUGGCAACUACAACGAGUGGUCGCAGGAUUUGGGAUUGAAGGAUUGGGGCUGGGAGAGCGUAGAGCCUUACUUUCGGAAGAGUGAAAACGCCAUCGGCCACCCAGAUGCCGAGUAUCGAGGCUAUCAAGGACCAGUUGAAACCCGCCAGCCAGCCUAUCCAUUCUCUUUUCAUCCCUUCAUUGAGAUAGCUGCCCGCCGGCUGGGGCUUCCUGUUCAUGACGACUGCAACGACCCAGAUGCGAGCGCGCAGGGCUACUUUCGCCUAGACCAGGCCAUCGAUAGCAACGGGCGACGCAUCUCUGCGUACAAGGCGUGGCUUAGCAAAGAGACUGCUAUUGCUCGAGCAUCACACCUUACUGUGUGCACUGGUGUGACGGUUUCAAGACUUGAGAUCGAUACAAAGUCUCGCAAGGUCAUUGGCGUCCAAAUGCGGCGCAGAGGGCAGACAGACAAGGGUGAGUGCUAUGUACAGGCACGACGAGAAGUUGUGCUUUGCGCCGGGGCAAUAGAUAUCGAGAUUAUGAUCAUUCCCGUUGAAAGUUACUUUGAUGUCUACAUCACAGAGCAUUCACUGUUGACUUGGCUAUGUACAUUGGUGCAGCCUUUUAGCAGAGGCCACAUCAGGCUUACCACAACGAAUCCCGAGCAUCCUCCUGAAAUCACUCAUCCUCUUCUAAGAGACGAGAGGGAUUUUCCACCGAUGCGAAAGGCCAUCCGCUUCGCGUUGCGCCUGGGCCAGGAGUUUGCCCACUCGGGAUAUCCGCAUCCCGCGCCUUUGGUCUACGGACCCGGUAUGGAUUUGGAAUAUCUCGACCAAAGACUGGGAUUCACGAAGCUACUACCGAAGCAACAGAGAAAGAUCGGCGGCACAACUGAGCUUCCAAAGUGGCAAGACUUAUCGGAUGAGGCCAUCGAUGAGUACACCAAACGUGCCUACCAGAGCGCUUUGCACUACGCCUGCACUUGUCGCAUGUCGCUUGACGCAUCAGAUGGUGUUGUAGACCAGAAACUGCGUGUUUUUGGCAUCACUGGACUUCGCAUCGCCGACGCCAGCGUGUUUCCCAAGAUUCCCAGUGCGCACACAAUGGCACCGACGAUGAUGGUGGCCGAGAGAUGUGCCGACUUCAUCAAGGAGACGUGGCGCGAGAAAUAG
Molecule: messenger RNA, 1500 nt
Organism: Trichoderma harzianum CBS 226.95
Lineage: Eukaryota; Fungi; Ascomycota; Sordariomycetes; Hypocreales; Hypocreaceae
Product: GMC oxidoreductase
Exons: 3
Coding region: 1-1500 (499 amino acids)
Molecular function (GO): flavin adenine dinucleotide binding; oxidoreductase activity, acting on CH-OH group of donors
Source: RefSeq, a predicted model, not a curated record